Nyctereutes procyonoides (raccoon dog) is the source of this 10847-nucleotide messenger RNA. RefSeq names its product teneurin transmembrane protein 3 (gene TENM3). The transcript is spliced from 26 exons. Bases 362 to 7651 code for a protein of 2429 amino acids. The record is from RefSeq and is a predicted model, not a curated record. Gene Ontology annotation, cellular component: membrane; neuron projection. Lineage: Eukaryota; Metazoa; Chordata; Mammalia; Carnivora; Canidae. Gene Ontology annotation, molecular function: cell adhesion molecule binding; protein heterodimerization activity; protein homodimerization activity. Gene Ontology annotation, biological process: neuron development; heterophilic cell-cell adhesion; signal transduction.
CUUGGCAGCGCCGGGCUCGGCUCCGCACGGCCACAGCGAGGGCGCGCCGCGGCGAGAGCAACCUGCAAACAACCAAGGCCAGCCCACCCUGCAGCCUUUGCCACCACCCCAUAAGCAGCACCCCGCACAACACCAUCCGUCCAUCACUUCUCUCAACAGAAACUCCCUGACCAAUAGAAGGAACCAGAGUCCGGCCCCGCCGGCUGCUUUGCCCGCCGAGCUGCAAACCACACCCGAGUCCGUCCAGCUGCAGGACAGCUGGGUCCUUGGCAGUAAUGUACCACUGGAAAGCAGGCAUUUCCUAUUCAAAACAGGAACAGGGACAACGCCACUGUUCAGCACUGCAACCCCAGGUUACACGAUGGCAUCUGGCUCUGUUUACUCGCCGCCUACUCGGCCACUACCUAGAAACACCCUAUCAAGAAGUGCUUUUAAAUUCAAGAAGUCUUCAAAGUACUGUAGCUGGAAAUGCACUGCCCUGUGUGCUGUAGGGGUCUCCGUGCUCCUGGCAAUACUCCUAUCAUAUUUUAUAGCAAUGCAUCUCUUUGGCCUCAAUUGGCAAUUACAGCAAACUGAAAAUGACACAUUUGAGAAUGGAAAAGUGAAUUCUGAUACUAUGCCGACAAACACUGUAUCAUUACCUUCUGGUGACAACAACAAUGGAAAAUUAGGUGGAUUUACACAAGAAAAUAACACCAUAGAUUCUGGAGAACUUGAUAUUGGCCGAAGAGCAAUUCAAGAGGUUCCUCCUGGGAUCUUCUGGAGAUCACAGCUCUUUAUUGAUCAGCCACAGUUCCUUAAAUUCAAUAUCUCUCUUCAGAAGGAUGCAUUGAUUGGAGUAUAUGGCCGAAAAGGCUUACCACCUUCCCAUACUCAGUAUGACUUUGUUGAGCUCCUGGACGGCAGCAGGUUGAUUGCACGAGAGCAGCGGAACCUGCUGGAGCCCGAAAGAGCAGGGCGGCAGGCGAGAUCCGUCAACCUGCACGAGGCUGGCUUCAUCCAGUACUUGGACUCUGGAAUCUGGCAUCUGGCUUUUUACAAUGACGGGAAAAAUGCGGAGCAGGUGUCCUUUAAUACCAUCGUUAUAGAGUCCGUGGUGGAGUGCCCCCGAAAUUGCCAUGGAAAUGGAGAGUGCGUUUCUGGCACUUGCCAUUGUUUCCCAGGAUUUUUAGGUCCGGAUUGUUCCAGAGCAGCCUGUCCGGUGCUGUGCAGCGGCAAUGGGCAGUACUCCAAGGGCCGCUGCCUGUGCUUCAGCGGCUGGAAGGGCACCGAGUGCGACGUGCCCACCACGCAGUGCGUUGAUCCGCAGUGUGGGGGCCGUGGCAUCUGCAUCAUGGGCUCCUGCGCCUGCAACUCCGGAUACAAAGGAGAAAAUUGUGAAGAAGCUGACUGUCUUGACCCUGGGUGUUCCAAUCACGGUGUUUGUAUCCACGGGGAAUGUCACUGCAGUCCCGGGUGGGGUGGCAGCAAUUGUGAACUGGUGAAGACCUUGUGUCCAGACCAGUGCUCUGGUCACGGAACGUAUCUUCAAGAGAGUGGCUCCUGCACCUGUGACCCUAACUGGACUGGCCCAGACUGCUCAAAUGAAAUCUGCUCGGUGGACUGCGGCUCGCACGGAGUGUGCAUGGGAGGAAGCUGUCGCUGCGAGGAGGGCUGGACCGGCGCCGCCUGCAGCCAGCGAGCCUGCCACCCGCGCUGCGCCGAGCACGGCACCUGCAAGGACGGCAAGUGCGAAUGCAGCCAGGGCUGGAACGGAGAGCACUGCACCAUCGAGGGUUGCCCUGGUCUGUGCAACAGCAAUGGAAGAUGUACACUGGACCAAAACGGCUGGCAUUGUGUUUGCCAGCCAGGGUGGCGAGGAGCAGGAUGUGAUGUAGCCAUGGAGACUCUCUGCACAGAUAGCAAGGACAAUGAAGGAGAUGGGCUCGUUGACUGUAUGGAUCCUGAUUGCUGUUUACAGAGUUCCUGCCAAAACCAACCCUACUGCCGCGGAUUGCCUGAUCCUCAGGAUGUCAUCAGCCAAAGUUUACAGUCCCCCUCGCAGCAAGCUGCCAAAUCCUUCUAUGAUCGAAUCAGUUUUCUUAUAGGAUCUGAUAGCACCCAUGUCAUACCUGGAGAAAGUCCUUUCAAUAAAAGCCUUGCAUCCGUCAUCAGAGGCCAAGUACUAACUGCUGAUGGAACUCCACUUAUUGGAGUAAAUGUCUCAUUUUUCCAUUACCCAGAAUAUGGAUAUACUAUUACCCGCCAGGAUGGAAUGUUUGAUUUGGUGGCAAAUGGCGGUGCUUCUCUUACUUUGGUAUUUGAACGCUCCCCAUUCCUCACUCAGUAUCAUACCGUGUGGAUUCCAUGGAAUGUCUUCUAUGUGAUGGAUACCCUAGUCAUGAAGAAGGAAGAGAAUGACAUUCCCAGCUGUGAUCUGAGUGGAUUUGUGAGGCCAAAUCCCAUCAUCGUGUCUUCUCCUUUAUCCACCUUUUUCAGAUCUUCUCCUGAAGACAGCCCCAUUAUUCCCGAAACACAGGUACUCCAUGAAGAAACUACAAUUCCGGGAACAGAUUUGAAACUUUCCUACCUGAGCUCCAGAGCUGCAGGAUAUAAGUCAGUUCUUAAGAUCACCAUGACCCAGUCUGUCAUACCAUUUAAUUUAAUGAAGGUUCACCUCAUGGUGGCUGUGGUAGGAAGACUGUUUCAGAAGUGGUUUCCUGCCUCGCCAAACCUGGCCUAUACUUUUAUAUGGGAUAAAACAGAUGCAUAUAACCAGAAGGUCUAUGGUCUAUCGGAAGCUGUUGUGUCAGUUGGAUAUGAAUACGAGUCGUGUCUGGACUUGACUCUGUGGGAAAAGAGGACUGCCAUUUUGCAAGGCUAUGAAUUAGAUGCUUCCAACAUGGGUGGUUGGACAUUAGAUAAACAUCAUGUGUUGGAUGUUCAGAAUGGUAUACUGUACAAGGGAAAUGGGGAAAACCAAUUCAUCUCCCAACAGCCUCCUGUUGUCAGUAGCAUCAUGGGCAACGGCCGAAGGCGCAGCAUCUCAUGCCCAAGUUGCAAUGGCCAGGCUGAUGGUAAUAAACUGCUGGCCCCCGUUGCAUUAGCUUGCGGGAUCGAUGGCAGUCUAUAUGUAGGGGAUUUCAACUAUGUUCGGCGAAUAUUCCCUUCUGGAAACGUAACGAGUGUUUUAGAACUAAGCAGCAACCCAGCUCAUAGAUACUACCUUGCAACCGAUCCAGUUACGGGAGAUUUGUAUGUUUCUGACACUAACACCCGCAGAAUUUAUCGCCCCAAAUCCCUUACGGGUACAAAAGAUUUAACUAAAAAUGCUGAAGUGGUCGCAGGGACCGGGGAGCAGUGCCUUCCGUUUGAUGAAGCCAGAUGUGGGGAUGGAGGGAAGGCUGUAGAAGCAACGCUCAUGAGUCCCAAAGGGAUGGCGAUUGAUAAGAAUGGAUUGAUCUACUUUGUUGAUGGAACCAUGAUCAGAAAAGUUGAUCAAAAUGGGAUCAUAUCAACUCUCCUGGGCUCUAACGAUCUGACUUCAGCCAGACCUUUAACCUGUGACACCAGCAUGCACAUCAGCCAGGUACGUCUGGAAUGGCCCACUGACCUAGCCAUUAACCCUAUGGAUAACUCCAUUUACGUCCUGGAUAAUAAUGUGGUCCUGCAAAUCACUGAAAAUCGUCAAGUGCGCAUUGCUGCUGGGCGGCCCAUGCACUGCCAGGUUCCGGGGGUGGAAUAUUCCGUGGGGAAGCAUGCAGUUCAGACAACACUGGAAUCUGCCACUGCCAUCGCAGUGUCAUACAGCGGGGUCCUGUAUAUCACUGAAACCGACGAAAAGAAAAUCAACCGAAUAAGGCAGGUCACCACAGAUGGGGAGAUCUCCCUGGUGGCGGGAAUCCCUUCAGAGUGUGACUGCAAAAAUGAUGCCAACUGUGACUGUUACCAGAGCGGAGAUGGCUAUGCCAAAGAUGCCAAGCUCAGCGCACCUUCCUCCCUGGCUGCCUCCCCCGAUGGCACCCUGUACAUCGCAGACCUGGGCAAUAUACGGAUCCGGGCUGUGUCAAAGAACAAGCCUUUCCUUAACUCUAUGAACUUUUAUGAAGUUGCCUCUCCAACUGACCAGGAACUCUAUAUCUUUGACAUCAAUGGCACUCACCAAUAUACUGUAAGUUUAGUCACUGGUGAUUACCUGUACAAUUUUAGCUACAGCAAUGAUAACGAUAUUACCGCAGUGACAGACAGCAAUGGCAAUACCCUUAGAAUUAGACGGGACCCGAAUCGGAUGCCAGUUCGAGUGGUGUCUCCAGAUAACCAAGUGAUAUGGUUGACGAUAGGAACGAAUGGAUGUUUGAAAAGCAUGACCGCUCAAGGACUAGAAUUAGUUUUGUUUACUUACCAUGGCAAUAGCGGCCUUUUAGCAACUAAAAGCGAUGAAACUGGAUGGACAACGUUUUUUGACUAUGACAGCGAAGGUCGUCUGACAAAUGUUACAUUUCCAACCGGGGUGGUCACAAACCUGCACGGGGACAUGGACAAGGCCAUCACAGUGGACAUCGAGUCAUCCAGCCGUGAAGAGGAUGUGAGCAUCACUUCAAAUCUCUCCUCGAUCGACUCCUUCUACACCAUGGUUCAAGAUCAGUUAAGAAACAGCUACCAGAUUGGUUACGAUGGCUCCCUUAGAAUCAUCUACGCCAGCGGCCUGGAUUCACACUACCAGACGGAGCCACACGUUCUGGCCGGCACCGCUAAUCCAACAGUUGCCAAAAGAAACAUGAGUCUUCCUGGUGAAAACGGUCAAAAUUUGGUCGAGUGGAGAUUCCGAAAAGAGCAAGCCCAAGGAAAAGUCAACGUCUUCGGCCGAAAGCUUAGGGUUAAUGGCAGAAACCUCCUUUCGGUUGACUUUGAUCGAACAACAAAGACAGAAAAGAUCUAUGAUGACCACCGUAAAUUUCUACUGAGGAUCGCCUACGACAUGUCAGGGCACCCGACUCUCUGGCUGCCGAGCAGCAAGCUGAUGGCAGUCAAUGUCACCUAUUCGUCCACCGGUCAGAUUGCCAGCGUCCAACGGGGAACCACUAGCGAGAAAGUCGAUUAUGAUGGCCAGGGGAGGAUCGUGUCUCGGGUCUUUGCUGACGGUAAAACGUGGAGCUACACCUACCUAGAAAAGUCCAUGGUUCUCCUGCUUCACAGCCAGAGGCAGUACAUCUUCGAAUAUGACAUGUGGGACCGGCUGUCUGCCAUCACCAUGCCCAGCGUGGCUCGCCACACCAUGCAGACCAUCCGGUCCAUUGGCUACUACCGCAACAUCUACAACCCCCCAGAAAGCAACGCCUCGAUCAUCACCGACUACAAUGAGGAAGGGCUGCUUCUGCAAACGGCCUUCUUGGGUACAAGUCGGAGGGUCUUAUUCAAGUACAGAAGGCAGACCAGGCUCUCAGAAAUUUUAUAUGAUAGCACAAGAGUCAGUUUUACCUAUGAUGAAACGGCGGGGGUCCUCAAGACCGUAAACCUCCAGAGUGAUGGUUUUAUUUGCACCAUUAGAUACAGGCAAAUUGGCCCCCUGAUUGACAGACAGAUUUUCCGCUUUAGUGAAGAUGGGAUGGUAAAUGCAAGAUUUGACUAUAGCUAUGACAACAGCUUUCGAGUGACCAGCAUGCAGGGUGUCAUCAAUGAAACUCCACUGCCCAUUGAUCUCUAUCAGUUUGAUGACAUUUCUGGCAAAGUUGAGCAGUUUGGAAAAUUUGGAGUUAUAUAUUACGACAUUAACCAGAUCAUUUCCACAGCUGUAAUGACUUACACAAAGCACUUUGAUGCUCAUGGCCGCAUCAAGGAAAUUCAGUAUGAGAUAUUCAGGUCCCUCAUGUACUGGAUUACAAUUCAAUAUGAUAACAUGGGUCGAGUAACCAAAAGAGAAAUUAAAAUAGGGCCCUUUGCCAACACUACCAAAUAUGCUUACGAAUAUGAUGUUGAUGGACAGCUCCAAACAGUUUAUCUAAAUGAAAAGAUCAUGUGGCGUUACAACUACGACCUGAAUGGAAACCUCCACUUACUGAACCCAAGUAACAGUGCACGCCUGACACCUCUUCGCUAUGACCUGCGAGACAGGAUCACCCGCCUCGGGGAUGUUCAGUAUCGGUUGGAUGAAGAUGGGUUCCUGCGUCAAAGAGGCACAGAGAUCUUUGAGUACAGCUCCAAAGGCCUUCUCACUCGAGUUUAUAGUAAAGGCAGUGGCUGGACGGUGAUCUAUCGUUACGAUGGCCUGGGGAGGCGUGUGUCUAGCAAAACCAGUCUGGGGCAGCACCUGCAGUUUUUUUAUGCUGACUUAACUUACCCCACGAGGAUUACUCAUGUCUACAACCACUCCAGUUCAGAAAUUACUUCUCUCUAUUAUGAUCUCCAAGGACAUCUUUUUGCCAUGGAAAUCAGCAGCGGGGAUGAAUUCUACAUUGCGUCAGAUAACACAGGGACGCCAUUGGCUGUUUUCAGUAGCAAUGGGCUUAUGCUAAAGCAGAUUCAGUAUACUGCAUAUGGUGAAAUCUAUUUUGACUCCAAUAUUGACUUUCAACUGGUAAUUGGAUUUCAUGGUGGCUUAUAUGACCCACUCACAAAAUUAAUCCACUUUGGAGAAAGGGAUUAUGAUAUUUUGGCAGGACGAUGGACAACGCCUGACAUAGAAAUCUGGAAAAGAAUUGGGAAGGACCCAGCUCCUUUUAACCUCUAUAUGUUUAGGAAUAACAACCCUGCAAGCAAAAUCCAUGACGUGAAAGAUUACAUCACAGAUGUUAACAGCUGGCUGGUGACAUUUGGCUUCCAUCUGCACAAUGCUAUUCCUGGAUUCCCUGUUCCCAAAUUUGAUUUAACCGAGCCUUCUUACGAACUUGUGAAGAGUCAGCAGUGGGAUGAUGUACCGCCCAUCUUCGGCGUCCAGCAACAGGUGGCGAGGCAGGCCCAGGCCUUCCUGUCCCUGGGCAGGAUGGCGGAGGUGCAGGUGAGCCGGCGCCGGGGCGGCGGCGCGCCCUCGUGGCUGUGGUUCGCCACCGUCAAGUCGCUGAUCGGCAAGGGCGUCAUGCUGGCCGUGAGCCGGGGCCGCGUGCAGACCAACGUGCUCAACAUCGCCAACGAGGACUGCAUCAAGGUGGCGGCCGUGCUCAACAGCGCCUUCUACCUGGAGAACCUGCACUUCACCAUCGAGGGCAAGGACACGCACUACUUCAUCAAGACCACCACGCCCGAGAGCGACCUGGGCACGCUGCGGCUGACGAGCGGCCGCAAGGCCCUGGAGAACGGCAUCAACGUGACGGUGUCGCAGUCCACCACGGUGGUCAACGGCAGGACGCGCAGGUUCGCCGACGUGGAGAUGCAGUUCGGCGCGCUGGCGCUGCACGUGCGCUACGGCAUGACUCUGGACGAGGAGAAGGCGCGCAUCCUGGAGCAGGCGAGGCAGCGCGCGCUCGCCCGGGCCUGGGCGCGCGAGCAGCAGCGCGUGCGCGACGGCGAGGAGGGCGCGCGCCUCUGGACGGAGGGCGAGAAGCGGCAGCUGCUGAGCGCGGGCAAGGUGCAGGGCUACGACGGGUACUACGUACUCUCGGUGGAGCAGUACCCCGAGCUGGCCGACAGCGCCAACAACAUCCAGUUCCUCCGACAAAGCGAGAUCGGCAAGAGGUAACCCCCCCCCCCGCCACGCGGGGCCGGCUGCCACGGACGCACGGACCGACCGACCCACAGGUGCACCGCGGCCCACCCCCACCCCCGCCCAGUGCGCACGCGCGGCGGCGGCUACAGCAGGUGCACCGCGGCCCCCUCCCCCCAGUGCGCACGCGCGGCGGCGGCCGCAGCAGGUGCACCGCGGGCCCCUCUGCCCAGUGCGCACGCGCGGCGGCGGCCGCGGCAGGUGCACCGCGGGCCCCUCUGCCCAGUGCGCACGCGCGGCGGUGGCCGCAGCAGGUGCACUGCGGGGCCUCCCCCUGCCGCCCAGUGCGCAUGCGCGGCGGCGGCCACAGCGGGUGCACCGCGGGCCCCCUCCCAUCCAGUGCGCACGCGCGGCGGCGGCCACAGCAGGUGCACCGCGGGCCUAUGUGUCUCUUGAGCCUGAACCACACACCUUUGCUCGGAUGUUCCUGUAGCACAAUCCGAAUGGGACUCUCCGACACAGAAGAGCCUUCCGGAGAAUGGUACUGCUAUUGAAAUAAAUACAAAUUAAAUAAAACACACACACAAAAAAAAAAAAACUUUUUUUUUUUCCUGAAUGACCUUAAAGGUGAUCGGCUUUAAAGAAUAUGUUUACAUAUGCAUAUCGCUGCACUCAGUUGGACGGGAACUAUUACAAGGAAAAUCCAUAAGUGAAAGAAAGGAGGAAAAAAAAAAACAAAAGGGGCCUAAACGUUUUUGCGCUUGGGCCCUCUGUUCCUUCGAGGCACUGUAUUUAAGGUAAAAAUGCAUACAGUGUCUCCAGAUAUUACCGAAUUGUCGACCUUUGCUUACAAGAAGUAGUCUCUCUGCAUAGGAUGUGAUCUAUAGCUCUGUUAAUUUUAAAAUGUGGGGCAAAAUUCCUGUUUAUAGACAACCCAGCUGCUUCCCCUGUGCUGCUUUGUAAAAGGACAUUGGCACAAGUGACUCCUGCGCCGGAGGGGAUUUCAUAAUGGAUUUUACAAUGCUAACGUGGUUUGCCUUGGGGGAAAAAUAAAACAAACUGGCAAAUAGAAUCCUUGUCACUGAUAAGCAAAGGAAACCCUGAUUUUUUUGUAAAUUAUGUGAGACAAGUUGUUUAUGGAUUUUUAUAUGAAUUACAAUUUACUGUACAUCAAAUAUUAGUCUCAGAGGAGUUAAUUUAUGUAAAGUGUUUAAAAAGUUUAUACUUAAAAAUAAAAUGAUAAAAACAUGUGAACUGUGUGAUUUUUUUAAAAAGGAUUGCACCUUUUGUUAUCUGUUAUAGCUGUACAGUAUAAAUUAUUAUAUUGUAGAGAUAUAACGACUUAUGCCUAUAAUGUCCAGAAGUGUUGAUAUUUUUGUAUUAGGUUGAAAAAAAAAAAACGUGCAACUUUCUAUCACUAGAUGGAUAGGACAGUGCAAUCCUAAGUGGGUGGCUAAUCAGAGAACUGCUCCCUCCUCUUUCUUCUCUUUUUCAUCUGGCCAGUGUCCUCAACCAUUAUCAACUAAGAGGCACAGUAGAAAACUAAGGCUGGUGGAAUGUAGCAGAAGAUACGAAAAUAAAAUAAAAUAACAACUGGGCCGGAGAGGUCCUCUCCCGUCCCUGACAGUCGAGGGGAGUUGAUAGAACUAACCACAGGGUUUUUACUGUCACCAUUCCUUGAAGCUCCGUCUCAUGAUGGAGGCGAGAGACCACAUCAGAUGCUCCAGGAAACGUUGGUGAGAAGGAAAGGAUCUGAUGUAGUCGUGACCGUAAACAUGUGUCUUAAGACCUGGGAAAGAUAGCAGAAACCGAGCAGCGGUGAGAGGGCCAGAUGGAGAAGGUCAGGGUCACUCUGCUAGUCUUGGGUUUGGACCGUCAGGUCACCAAGAGAGACACAAAAGGGAGACAAAAGCUCCUGUAAGCCCUCACGACCCAACCGUCCUGGGAGCUGGUUUGAAUGGCAGCCUCUGCUCCGUCUCGGGGAAGCCGGGGGGGUGGUGGAGGCAGAUCCAGCUGGAAGUGAAUUGACAGCCGUGCCCUCCUGCACGCGUGCGAGCGGGACCAAGCACAGCCAUCUGCACUUCUGUGUCGGCCCAGCCGCUCUUGCAGAUCUCUUUCGUGAGCACUAAAUUCAGCCACAAAAAUAUUUUUAGAAAAUAUUUCUCAGUUCAUUGAGCUAUAGUACACACUGUUUUCCUCUAUGUAUAAUGGUGAUAAAAUAUAGCAAGUGAACAUGUCGUAAAUAUAAAGGUUCAAGUGAUGUAUUGAAAAUAAUUUUCUAACUGCUUUGUAUGUAUCACAUACUCUAAAUUGCACAGUAGGCGUGUUUAUUAAACAGAUUGGCUGGGAAAGUUUCAAAAUAGCUACUGAAUUUACAGUAUCAGUGCUAUUACUGUCUUUGUGUAUUUGGUAGAGCAUACCGAAGUAAUUAAUCUUCUAAUGAAUGCUGAUAUUUUAUUAGAAUGAAAGCACAGAUUAGCAUUAAUAUUUUUUAUCCUGGAAAUCCUUUGGCAAGUAUUAUGAAGCCCCGAUUUAGAAAACUAUGAGAUUUCAAACCACAUAAACAUGGCUCUGUUUUACAUUUUAUUUUUUAACUGUUAACUUAGGUGUUUGCAGUUCUGUUCGAUGGGAUUUCUGCAGGACUGUAUUUAGCAUGCUGUAAGUACUUUUGGUUGAAAUAGGCUCUGAGUCUAAAUUCUCAGAAAUGUUUCUGAUGUAUUGACCAUGAAAAGCUUGUACCACAUGACGGAAGUGAAAUCAUAAUCCUACCCUCUUCUCGACAUGGACUGGUCCUCUACACUGGCACCGAUAAGUAACAGAUUGGGAGUAUCUCUUGGUGCUUAUUUUAGAUAAAGUCAAAUCAACCCAAUUAGUGUCUUGUUAGUAGGUAUAAUGAGCCUAUUUCUUUCUAAAAAGACUUGUGAUCUGGACAUGCUUUUACAAGAAAUAGUGACCUUGGGGAAUAUGUAAACAAAAGACCUUUUUCUAAGAGUUGGGGGGUGGGGGACUGUAUAAUGGAAAGAAUUAGCUUACAGAAAAAAAAAAGAAAUUGAUAUUCAAAGUAUUUUAGGCAAAGCCAGUCAAAAUGCUUUCAUGAUAUUUUGAGAUGUAAAUUUUGUCUGAUUUGUAUUGUUCUUUUCAUUUGCCUUCUUAACUUUAUAUGUGACCUGAAUUUUCCAUAACUUGACUAUAGAUUGCAUCUAGGCAUUCCAAUAAAAGCCAACCCAAUGUG